Molecule: messenger RNA, 1984 nt
Organism: Leucoraja erinaceus (little skate)
Lineage: Eukaryota; Metazoa; Chordata; Chondrichthyes; Rajiformes; Rajidae
Product: regulation of nuclear pre-mRNA domain-containing protein 1A-like
Exons: 7
Coding region: 227-1165 (312 amino acids)
Biological process (GO): mRNA 3'-end processing
Cellular component (GO): RNA polymerase II, holoenzyme
Molecular function (GO): RNA polymerase II complex binding
Source: RefSeq, a predicted model, not a curated record
CGUCAGUGGGGCCGCCGCCGCCGCCAUCUUGGCCGGUGCGGGUUGCUGGCGCUGAAUCUUUGUGUUUGGGGGCGUGGGGCGGCGGGCGGCUGGAGGAGACAACCCCCGCGUCCGUGGGGCGGCUGGAGGAGACAACCCCCGCGUCCGUGGGGCGGCUGGAGGAGACAACCCCCGCGUCCGUGGGGCGGGCGGCUGGAGGAGACAACCCCCGCGUCCGUCGGGGAGCAUGUCCGCCUUUUCCGAGUCCGCCCUGGAAAAGAAACUGUCGGAGCUGAGCAACUCGCAACAGAGCGUGCAAACUCUGUCGCUCUGGCUGAUCCACCACCGCAAACACUCCAAGACCAUUGUGCUGGUGUGGCACCGGGAGCUCAAGAAAGCUAAACCAAGUAGAAAACUGACCUUCCUUUAUCUGGCAAAUGAUGUGAUUCAGAAUAGCAAGAAAAAGGGACCAGAAUUUACCAAGGACUUUGCACCAGUUUUGGUGGAUUCAUUUUCACAUGUUUCAAGUGAAUCCGAUGAGAAUUGCAAGAAGCACUUGGAAAGAGUAUUAGCUAUUUGGCAAGAGAGGAUGGUUUAUGAGAACAAUUUCAUUGACCAACUUAAGCAGAUUCUUUCAACCGAGAAAAAGGCCAAGAAACGUACCUUUGAACAAAUACAGGAGGAGGAAGAUGAUGACUAUCUUUCCAACAGCACACCUAAAGAACCACCAGAGACUCAGGAUCUAAUUAAAUCAUUGCAAGAACUGGAAAAUGCAGCUUCUGGUGAUGCAGCUGUUCGUCAGAAGAUUGCAUCAUUGCCACCGGAAGUUCAAGAUGUUUCUCUAUUAGACAAAAUAACUGACAAAGACUCUGCAGACAGACUUUCAAAAACAGUUGAUGAGGCCUGCAUGCUCUUGGCAGACUACAAUGGCAGAUUGGCUGCAGAAUUGGAAGAUCGCAAGCAGUUGGCACGUAUGCUGGCUGAUUUCAUCCGUAGUCAAAACGAAAUCCUAACGGAGAAAGAACAUAAACUGGAAGAGUACAAGCGCAAACUGGCCAAGGUGACGCAAGUGCGAAAAGAACUCAAGUCCCAUAUCCAGAGCCUCCCAGAUCUGUCUCAGCUUCCCAAUGUGACAGGUGGCUUGGCCCCAUUGCCCUCUGCAGGCGAUCUUUUUUCGGCUGAUUGAUAUGGAUUUUUCCACUUAAAAGACUUUUAAAGAGCAUCAAGGAAGGAAUUUUCAGAGCCCCCAUAUUUUUUUCUUGUUUUAAAAGGUCAGAAAAUUAUUUUGCUGCAGUGAUAUUUUUGUAUAUCUACAGGGUUGUGAUGCUAGCAAAAAAUAUGAAUAAAAAUAAAGGUAUUUAAAAAGAGUUCUGCUGUUUGACCACAGAAGAGACUGACCAUUUACCUGUACACAGUUUAUGUCUAUUUGUGACUGUUUAUUUGAUGAGUAAAUGUCAUUGAUAAAUCCAACAGUAUUUCAGAUGUUUGAAAGAAUUCAUUUUGAAUUGGAUCAUCAAGACAAUAUCAAGAGGCUGCUUAGUGUAUAAUUACCUUCAAAGGUAAUUUGGCCAGGUUGUUGCCAACUCAUUCCAUACAAAAAUAAUCCAUCACAUGAAGCACCUUUAAAGUUAUAUUUCCGAAUGUUUACUCACAAUAUAGCCUUUACUCAACAAUAUUUGUCCCUGCUCCCUUUGAAAACUAUGCUAAUGCAGGGGUUUUCUAACCAAAUGCAGAGCACCAAAUUAGAUUUCUGUAAGGGGCAUACAGCAUGGAUCGGAUGCAAUUUUCUUUAAUGUUUGACACUAUGGGUCAGCUUGCAUCAAAUGCUGCUUCCUAAAUUGAGUUGGAGUUGGAGGACUUUGCUUCUGUGCUAUGUAUUUGUACCACAACUUAACUUUAUUGAGUACACAAAGCAGAGUUUGGGUUAAGAAUGCUAUAAGAAGCAUUAAUUUCUCUCCUUCACAAUCCGUUAGUUUAAGAAAUGUAAUAAAGUUGUUUUUAUUUA